Messenger RNA from Trichosurus vulpecula (common brushtail), 1052 nucleotides. It is a transcript of the gene MTLN, whose product is annotated as mitoregulin. Gene Ontology annotation, biological process: positive regulation of mitochondrial membrane potential. The record is from RefSeq and is a predicted model, not a curated record. The transcript has 2 exons. The coding region runs from base 42 to 212 and encodes 56 amino acids. Gene Ontology annotation, cellular component: mitochondrial inner membrane. Lineage: Eukaryota; Metazoa; Chordata; Mammalia; Diprotodontia; Phalangeridae.
GUACAGCACGCUUGGUGUCCGGUGCCGGGACUGUCAUCGCCAUGAAAGAGAUAGGGGAUCGGAAGCUGCGCGUGGCCGUGGUGGUGUCCUUCGCCUCGGGCUUCUUCUUGGGCUGGCAGGCGUGCCGCAUGUGGAGGCGCUUCCUGAACUGGAAGAAACGGCGGCUGCAGGAACAGCUGAAAGAAACGCAGAGGCGGCUGGACUUGUACUGAGCCGCCGAGACCCUCCCCGCCCCGAGGCAGCUGCGGUGGCCGCGCCGAGGGCCUGAAGACCGGACCGGCCCGCUUCGCCUCUCUCAGUCCGGACGCUCGCGCUUCUCGAAAAUGGACAUAGAGAACUGGACAGAAACAAUUUCAUCCUGCUGCUUACCAGUUGAUUUUUAUCUUUAAAGUUUAAAAAGUUGGAUACGUUUUGAAUCUCCUUUUUUUUUAAAGGAGAAAAUAGUGCUAAGUGUCCUUAUUGGCUGAAUAGUUUCAUAGGACUGAAGAUCAGAAGAAUAAGGUUAUUUCAUCUGGUAAUAAUUGUUCUACCUGAACGAGCCAUUUUGCUCACAAGGACUUUGUGAAAAUAAGUGAGAUGAUUGUGUGUAAGAUGCUUUGAAUUUCUGAGAAGAUUCCAAAGAAGUACAGAAUGUACCUUUAACAGUAUUGUUAUUGGCAAGAAUCUUGUUUGUGAAAAAAUUUGUAAAACUGUGGGAGUUGAAGUAAUUCAAUGUUGAUUAUAUAUUUUGUAAUCUGUUCUUGACUUAAUUGGCCUGUUCCAAUGUACUGCAAUUUUUUUUUAAAGGAAAAAAGUGCCCUUGGUUAUACUAACAUAGUAAGUAAUAGUACUCUACCUCCACAAAAGAUAAGUAACUAUGUCACCUUUGGUGCUUGGGCUGUUGAGCUCAUCAGAAGGUUGUUGAACAAGGUUAUCUCUGCUGUUCUAAGGAAUCUUCCCCUUGAUGAUAUGUAUACAAAUCAUUUGUCUACUUUAAUAUGUAUUAUAAAAAUUUAAUUGAUGCCUUUUGUUUUUACAUCACAGUCAUAUCCAAAUAUACUACUUCUCCCCCA